AGGAAGGAUAUGAAUGUGCUUAAUUAGGCUUAAUGCAUUUAAAAGCAUACAUACGUUUGCAUAUUCAUGACACUGAUUGGCCUAACUGAUUGAUUGAGACUGCAAAUUAAUCCUUCCUUUCCUUCCUUCCUUCCUUCCUUCCUUCUUUCAUUCCUUCCUUCCUUCCUUCCUUCAAUUUUUUUCUUGUUGAAUUGUUCCCUUUUUUGUUUUUGUCGUCAUCCUGGCAGUGAAAAAAAAAAUGCAUAAUCAAAGUUACAGUCCGGGCAUUUUUAGAGUGGGAAACUUCUGACGUCAGAGUCGCCGCCGUUUAAAACAACCUGCCUCUGCUGCUGACGUCUUUUAUAGUACUUUUUUAUAAGGCAAAAAUAUGUAUCUCACAGCAAAGUGAUUAUUCUCGGCAAAAGAAGGCUCGUGUCGCCUUAAUUCAUUUAUUUAUGCCAGACAGUGGGUUUUAGAGGAGAAAAGGAGGAAAGCUUUUCUUCACUUAUUUAUUUAUUAUAUUUUUUUUCCCCCCGUAGAAAGGCGUUUGAGUGGGGGGCAUUUUACACAAAUUAAACAUGCUGCUCUGCUUCGCCCUAUAAGCAUCCUUGGAGCCAGUGCUUACCAAUCAAUUGGUACAGUCAAACAGAGCCACAGCCUGCGUGAGAGUGGAGACCUUCAGUCUCGCUUCAUUUCUGGAUAUUGGGGGACUCCUCUACCAUGUCAUAUCCACAGUUUGGAUAUCCCUACUCGUCUGCUCCACAAUUUCUGAUGACAACCAACUCUUUGACCACUUGCUGCGAGUCCACCGGCAGAUCCAUAGCCGACUCCGGGGUAGCGGCGUCCGGGCAGACACCAGUCUACUGUCCCGUGUACGAGAGCCGGCUGCUGGCCACGGCGAGGCAUGAACUCAGCUCAGCCGCCGCGCUCGGUGUGUACGGGAGCCCCUACACCGGCGGUCAAAGCUAUGGGAAUUACGUUACAUACGGCACGGACGCCUCGGCUUUCUACUCGCUGGGCACAUUUGAUACUAAAGAUGCCAAUGCUUCUGCACAUGCUGGAAUAACACAGGCAACAGCCUACUACCCUUAUGAUCCCACGCUGGGGCAGUAUCAGUAUGACAGAUAUGGUUCAAUGGACGGGGGAACGAGGAGGAAGAACGCCACACGGGAGACGACCAGCACGCUGAAGGCCUGGCUGCAGGAGCACAGGAAGAACCCGUACCCAACAAAAGGCGAGAAGAUCAUGCUGGCCAUCAUCACCAAGAUGACCCUGACGCAGGUCUCCACCUGGUUUGCAAAUGCCAGGAGGAGGCUCAAGAAGGAGAACAAGAUGACAUGGCCGCCCAGAAACAAGGGCUCAGAGGAGAAGAGAUAUGAUGAGGAUGAGGACGGGUCUCAGGAGGAGCAGAUAAAAAGUGAAAACAAUGAGGAUGAGAGCAGAAGUCGGCCUGAUAAGGACCUGCAGCUGAGCGACUUGGACGACUUCGACACGCUGGAGUCAGAGAGCUCCGAGUGUGAGCUGAAGCACCGAUACCAUAUGAACACACACAUGUCAACGACAGCCGACUGCCCCACUGAGCACCUCAUCAAGGACUCGUCUCUGAAAAUCUCCAUCCCCGUUUCUCUGGGAGGGGAACAGGACUUGAGCAAAAGUUGCCUCAAAACGAACCCAGAUGAUUUCCAGGUGGACAGCAGAUCGCAGGCCAAGGCGUGUUAUAACCAGCAGCAGCAACAGGGGCAUCAGAUACUAGACGGCAAACCUCGAAUCUGGUCUUUGGCCCAGACUGCGACAUCCCUGAACCAGACUGAGUAUCCGUCCUGUAUGCUGAGAUGCCAGGCGCCGCCCUCCUCCCUCACCCCUUCCCCCGCCGCUACCUCACCUGUGACCGGCCUGGACAACAGGCAGGAUUCGCCGGUCACGACCCUGAGAAACUGGGUGGACGGGGUUUUCCACGACCCCUUGUUCAGGCACAGCACUUUGAGCCAGGCCCUGACCAACACCACCGUCUCUUGGACCACGAACACUAAAGGCGCCAUUCUGGAGGCAGAGAGGAGCGCGGCGGUCCUGCAGCAGCAGCAGCAGCAACAGCAACAACAGCAGCAACAGCAGCAGCAACAUCAAGACUCCAAAGACAGUGCCAUGAGUUUCCCCAAAACCAUCAACAAACUUUUUUGCUCCUAACAAAACCAAAUGACCCAAUUAAUGCAAAACGAGGAAGACUUGUUGUGACUGACUGGUGGUAAAGCUUAUUAAGUCUUCAUGCCCCCUCAUUUUGUUUUAAUUUGUUGUUGUUUUUUUUAAAGCAAUUGUAGCUAUGUAUACUGUUACUAUAGCGUUACACAAGCGAAAUACCCGGAUCAGUUUGGCUUCUUUGAUUUAACGCACGCACAAAAGUCAUCGAAAUGUAUAAAAAAAAGAGUUUACAUCUUUGAGAAAAAUAGGCCUAAUGUUUACAUGAGUUUUUAUUUUUUCUUUACUAUGCGCAUGCAAGUGUAAUUGAAUAUUAUUUAGGUCUCAUCGAUUGAGUAUCACUAUUAAAUGAAAAAAAAAAAAAAAGUCUCACAAAAUGCACAGCUCUACCACGAAGUGGAUGCGAGAGCGUUUCAACUUUGUUCACUGAAAAUAAAAGCAGUCGGCUUCAGAGGGGCGCGUGUAAUGUUGGGUUCAUGGCAAGAGAUGCUGUCCAUGGUGCUGAAAUACAGGCCUCGCCACUUUUUAUCAUCUAGUUUUGGUUUUGGUUUUUAUACAUAAACAAAUAAAAUCACGUGCUGCAG
This is a messenger RNA of Solea solea (common sole), 2756 nucleotides long. It is a transcript of the gene irx4a, whose product is annotated as iroquois homeobox 4a. Gene Ontology annotation, molecular function: RNA polymerase II cis-regulatory region sequence-specific DNA binding; DNA-binding transcription factor activity, RNA polymerase II-specific. The record is from RefSeq and is a predicted model, not a curated record. Gene Ontology annotation, cellular component: nucleus. NCBI's taxonomy places the organism in Eukaryota, Metazoa, Chordata, Actinopteri, Pleuronectiformes, Soleidae. The transcript is spliced from 5 exons. Gene Ontology annotation, biological process: regulation of transcription by RNA polymerase II; neuron differentiation; cell development. Bases 700 to 2163 code for a protein of 487 amino acids.